This is a messenger RNA of Cucurbita moschata (crookneck pumpkin), 1448 nucleotides long. Its product is annotated as protein STRICTOSIDINE SYNTHASE-LIKE 2-like. Lineage: Eukaryota; Viridiplantae; Streptophyta; Magnoliopsida; Cucurbitales; Cucurbitaceae. The record is from RefSeq and is a predicted model, not a curated record. Gene Ontology annotation, molecular function: strictosidine synthase activity. The coding region runs from base 196 to 1329 and encodes 377 amino acids. Gene Ontology annotation, biological process: biosynthetic process. The transcript is spliced from 3 exons.
AAAAUAACCUCAUCUCAUUCUCAACCUGUAAGGACCAAGUGGGGCCAGAAACAGUCUCAAUAAUGUAAAUUUCAUAAUUGCCACUCACAGGUCUACAGAACAAAACUAACAAAAAAACCUUCACACAUCUCACGCAUCUCACACAUCUCACACAUCUCUGAAAUUCCGUUCUCUCUCUCUCACAGUGCAAAAGCUAUGUACUCCAACCUCUGCCUCACCGCCACCGCAGUCGCCGCCAUAUUCGCCCUACUCGCCAUCAGCACCACCAGAUUUUCACCGCCGCCGCCGGAGACUCUCGAUGAACCGAACAUAGAAUAUUUGUCAAUUGACGGCGGUGUAGGGCCGGAGAGUUUCGCCUUCGACAGCGCCGGCGGAGGACCUUACACCGGCAUCUCCGACGGUAGGAUUAUCAAAUGGCUGCCUGAUAAACAACGGUGGAUCGAUUUCGCCUUUACUUCUCCAAACAGAACAGGUUGUGAAGAGGAGGGAGAGAAAGAGGAGGAGAGAUGUGGGAGACCAUUAGGGCUCCGAUUCAAACACGGCGACGGGGAUCUGUACAUCGCCGACGCCUACAUGGGAUUGCUUCGAGUCGGCGCAAACGGCGGUUUAGCCAAACCAGUUGAAUUCGAGAUGGAGGAGGACCAGGUUUUGGGGUUCCACUCUUUCAGCUUCGCCAACAGUUUGGACAUUGAUCAACUCUCUGGACAUGUCUAUUUCACCGAUAGCUCUUCCCACUAUCACAGAAGGAACUUCGCGUCGGCUAUAUUAAGUGGAGACAGUUCAGGAAGGCUAAUGAAAUAUGAUCCAAAAUCCAAACAACUAAGCCUUCUGUUGGGAAACCUUUCAUUUCCGAACGGAGUGUCACUGAGCAAAAACAGGGAUUUCCUUCUACUCGCGGAGACCACCAAGUGCAGGAUUCUCAAGUACUGGCUGGGGACGGGCAAAGCCGAGGUGGUGGGGGAGCUCCCGGGGUUCCCGGACAACAUCAAGAGGAGUCGUAGUAGUAAAGGAGGGGGGUUUUGGGUGGGAAUUCACUCCAGAAGAGGAGGGGUGUUGAGGUUCAUCCUGUCUCAGAGUUGGAUAGGGAAGGGGUUAGCGAAGCUUCCUUUGGACGUGGACAAGAUCUAUAGCUAUUUGGGGAAGUGGAUAGGGAGAGGUGGGGUUGGAGUGAGGGUUAGUGAGGAAGGUGCAGUAAUGGAGAUUAUUGAAGGUAAAGCAGAGUUGAGAGGGAGAAGUUUUUCUGAAGUGGAAGAGGGAGAGGAUGGGGUUCUUUGGAUUGGCUCUAUUAAUUCUCCUUUUGCAGCAAAGAUCAAUGUUUCAAAAUAUUAAUUAAUUGGUUGUUUGGCGGGUAGGGUGUGUUUAUCUUGCUACUUCAGUUUAAAACAUAAUCUGUUUGCUAAACUACAUGUACAAUCGAUCCAGCGAUUAAUAAACUUUCGUUCUUUCAA